AUGACAAAUUCAGAUUUUCAUGAUGUUAGGAGCAUUGGACCAAAGUACACUUGGUGUAACAACAAAGAAGGAACUUCUCAAAUUUGGGAAAGGUUGGAUAGAUGUUUGGUGAACUCGAUUGCUCUUCAGAGAAUCCCAGCAGCUAUGACUAGGCAUUUAGAAAGAGUGGCAUCGGAUCAUAGUCCAAUUGCCAUUAAAUUGGAUGAGAAGAUUCAAGUCAAGAGGAAUAGUAUCAAAUUUGAAGAUACUUGGAGGUCUUAUCCGGCGGCUAGAAGCAUUGUGUAUCAUUCUUGGAAGAAGAAUGAUUUUGGUGAUCAUAGUGAAAUCCUUCAAAGGAAGAAUUGUAGAACAAUGAAGGCAUUGUUCUUUUGGAGCAAAAAUAAGUGUAAAAAUCUGAAGACUCUCAAGGAAGAUUUGAAGAAGGAUAUUAUUGAACUCCAAAACAAAGAGGCUGAUGGAGUUGGCUGGACUAAUGAGGACCUCAUUUUGCUUAGAAGUAAAGUGCACGAGCUUAAUGUAACUUUGAACCGGUUAGCUACAUGGUGGAAUCAAAGGGCAAAGGCUAGAUGGCAUGAAGAAGGUGACAACAAUUCAAAGAUGUUCCAUAAAUUUGCAUAG
Messenger RNA from Dendrobium catenatum, 618 nucleotides. RefSeq lists its product as uncharacterized. The transcript has a single exon. The record is from RefSeq and is a predicted model, not a curated record. NCBI's taxonomy places the organism in Eukaryota, Viridiplantae, Streptophyta, Magnoliopsida, Asparagales, Orchidaceae. The coding region runs from base 1 to 618 and encodes 205 amino acids.